Moesziomyces aphidis is the source of this 1989-nucleotide messenger RNA. NCBI's taxonomy places the organism in Eukaryota, Fungi, Basidiomycota, Ustilaginomycetes, Ustilaginales, Ustilaginaceae. The record is from the annotation of a GenBank genome assembly.
AUGGUGGGCACCAAGCUCGCGCUGCUCCUCAUGCUCACCGCUGGCGGUGCGAUGGGUAAGACUUCCAACGUGCAACGGCUGGACCGUGCAUCGCUCGUGCGUCGCGACAACAACGACCGCACCCCCGGCGGUACCCCCUUUGGACCCGGUGGUGCGGGCGGCCAGGGUGGCAACAACGACCGUGCUCCCGGUGGCACGCCCUUCGGUCCCGGAGGCUCGGGUGCAGGUGGACCUCCUGUGCAGGCCUCGCUUGCUGCCGCUGCUCCGGGCGGUCAGAAGCACUGGGCGACGGAUGCUUCGGGCAUGAAGGGUGACGAGCUGGUCAAGAACCUCCCCGAGGGCUUCUUUGUCGGUUCGGCCAUCGACAACCCGGACCUCAAGGACCCACUCGCUGCUGCUCUGCUCAAGAACAUGCCCUACGUUACGCCGGGCAACUCGCUCAAGAUGCAGUUUGUCUACGAAAACGAAAACUCGUGGACCGAGCUGCUGACUGCGUCGGAAAAGGCCAACGGCAAGGGAACGCUCAAGUGGAAGUACCACACGCUCAUCUGGGGCGCCGAGACGAGCCAGAAGAUGAUGCAGCAGUCGUUCAGCAAGGAGGCCAUGAUGAAGACCAUCACCGACUUUGUCACCAACAAGCUCUGCACCAAGAUCGUCAAGGAGACCGACUUCUGGGGCAUCGACGUGCUCAACGAGGUCUUCCGUGACGACGGUCAGGGCUUCAAGAACAAUGGCUACUUUGAAGUCAUCGGCGAAGAGGGAUACAUGGAGGUGCUCAAGCUGGUCAAGAAGCAGUGUCCCAACCAGAAGCUCAUCGUCAACGAGUACGGCAUGGAGAAUGCCAACCCCAAGUCGGACUUUGCGUUCAAGACCAUCAAGAAGUGGCUUGCCCAGGGUGUUCCUGUUGAUGUCGUGGGUUUGCAGUUCCAUAUCGGACCGGAUAACAAGUACGAGGACAUGUACAAUGCCAUCCACCGCUGGACGUCGCAGGAUAUUCCCGUGGUGCUCUCCGAGAUCGAUGUGCCCAUCAACCUUCCUCCUUCGCCUCAGGACCUCGAAAAGCAGGCCCAGACGUACGGUAACCUCAUGCAGGCCGCUCUCGAGGGUGGCGCGUUCGGUGCUACCUUCUGGGGCAUGAUGGACUCGCACACCUGGUUCGGCACCCAGCAGGACCCCGGUGUAGGUAAGGGCAAGGUCGGCGCUCCGCUGCUCUUCGAUGCCCAGGGCAAGCCCAAGCCUGCCUUUGCGGCCAUCGUCGACGUCUUCAAGAAGUGGGGCAAGAAGCAGGCGGGUAUCGCCAACGGCAGGGCUACUGAUCUUGGCCACACCUCCAAGGGCGGCGCUGAUGCCAAGUCCGGCCCUGGUUCCGACGAGUCGUACGGUGCUGGUGCUGGCUCGAACGCUGGUGCUGGCUCGAACGCUGGUGCUGGUGCUGAUGCUCCCGGUGCUGGUGCGGGUGCUAGCGGCCCUGGUUCUCACGAGUCGUACGGUGCCGGUGCCGGUGCUGCUGCUGGCGGUGCUGGUGCGGGUGCUCCUGGUGCUGGCGCUGGCUCGGGUGCUGGCGGUGCUGGCUCUGGCGAUAUCGACAUGGGCCCCCCUGACCUUGGCGCUGCCCCUCGUACUCCCGGUGCCGGUGGUGCCGGUGGUGCUCCUGGCGCUAACGGCUCUGGUGCUCCUGGUGCUGGUGGCCCUGGUGCUGGUGGCCCUGGUGCUGGUGCUGGCUCUCCCGGUGCUCCCGGUGCCCCCGGCGCUCCCGGUGCUCCCGGUGCUCCUGGUGCUGGUGCUGGCGCCCCUGGCUCGGACGCACCCGGUGGCGGAGCGUACGGCGCGUACGGUGCCGGCUCAGACGCCGACGCUCCCGGUGCUCAGCCCGGCGCCCCCGCCGCCAAGCACCACGGCCACCACGGUCACCACGGCCACCACCACGGCCACCACGGCAGCAACGAGCAGCCGCAGCCCUACCGUCGCUCGCUCGCGCGUCCCCUCUAA